This is a messenger RNA of Cryptosporidium muris RN66, 1023 nucleotides long. Its product is annotated as polyprenyl synthetase family protein. Bases 1 to 1023 code for a protein of 340 amino acids. Lineage: Eukaryota; Apicomplexa; Conoidasida; Eucoccidiorida; Cryptosporidiidae. The record is from RefSeq and is a predicted model, not a curated record. Gene Ontology annotation, molecular function: (2E,6E)-farnesyl diphosphate synthase activity; dimethylallyltranstransferase activity. The transcript has a single exon. Gene Ontology annotation, biological process: trans, trans-farnesyl diphosphate biosynthetic process. Gene Ontology annotation, cellular component: cytoplasm.
AUGGAUUUUAUCAUUGAAAAGUUCUUAGGUUUUUAUCCUAAUAUUAGCAAGUAUGCUCUAAAACUUUUCGAUGAACUACCUAUAAGUGAAUUUUAUCGUAGAAAAAUAGUAAACUAUUAUAUGAAGUGCCUCAAUUACAAUAUUGAGGGUGGAAAGUAUAUGCGUGGGAUCACUCUUGUAGAAGUAGCAUAUAAAUGCUGGAAUAAUGGGGAUAAAAUACUGUGGGAUGAAGUUUUAACGGCUGGCUGGUGUAUUGAAAUACUACAAGCUUUUUUUCUAGUUGGAGAUGACAUAAUGGAUGGCGGAGAAAUGAGGAGAGGGAAAGUAUGUUGGUACAUCUCACAAGGUCUGUCAAUGGGACUAAAUGACUCAUUUUGUUUAUAUAUAAUGUCAGAAUUACUAAUGAAAGGUGCACUAAAAUCUUAUAGUAUGGAUACACUAGCAAGAAUAAUGGAUUUACUACAUAGAUGCAUCUUUUACACAAUCUUAGGUCAACAUUUAGAUACAAGCCCACUUUGUUUAAAAUCAACGGAAAAUUUAGAUGAGAGGUAUUUUGCAAUGAUUCAAAUGAAGACAUCUUACUAUUCAAUUUAUUUACCUAUUUGUAUUGGGUUGUUAUUGGCUAACUCUACUAGUGGCAUACCUCUUGAAGUAGAACACUUUAGCAGGAUAAUUGGUGAAUAUCUCCAAAUAGAAAAUGACUUCCUUGACUACUUUGGCAACAAUGAGAAGACUGGGAAUGAUAUCGAGCAAGGAAAACUAACUUGGCUCCUUUGCAAAGCUAUGCAGGAUCCAUUACUUAAAGAUGAUAUAGUGGAGAAUUACGGUAAAGAUGCAGAACUUAUAAAAGAAAUUUAUCAAAAGCUUAAUAUGGAGAGUAUUUUUGAGGAAUACAAAUUGGAGACUAAAAACAAAGUUUCAUCUAUUUUAGAGAAGUUAGAAAAUGAAAAUUUACGGAGAGCUCUUAGAUGUAUUGCCAUAAGGAUCUUCUCAUAUCAUGAUCAGAAGUGUACCUCUUUAUAA